This is a messenger RNA of Colletotrichum orchidophilum, 1152 nucleotides long. RefSeq names its product NPP1 domain-containing protein. The transcript has 2 exons. The coding region runs from base 1 to 1152 and encodes 383 amino acids. The record is from RefSeq and is a predicted model, not a curated record. Lineage: Eukaryota; Fungi; Ascomycota; Sordariomycetes; Glomerellales; Glomerellaceae.
AUGUUGUUGAAAACUCUCAGCCCUCUACUGAGCUGCCUCGUCUUCUCCCAUGGCGUUGUCUCGAUGGUGUUGCCGCGCGAGGUAUUGCCGCGCGACGACAAUGCCGCUGACAACCUCACCUGGAUCAACCACGACGCCGUUGUUCCAUUCCCGCAGAAAGCCUCGGAGGUAGGAGGAGCUCUGGAGCUUCGCUUCAACCCUCUCCUCUACGUCGAAGGAGGCUGCGACCCUUACCCUGCAGUUGAUGAAAAGGGCGAACUUGGCUCUGGUCUGAAGCCUACUAAGGGUGGCCGGAGCGGCUGCGAUAAGGGUGGCAAGGGCCAAGUUUACGUCCGUCGCGGGAAGAGUCAAGGCCACAAUGCGAUUAUGUACAGUUAUUAUAUGCCCAAGCUUGGCCGUGAACAGCGUCACAGCUGGGUCAGUAUCGUUGUCUGGACCCACCGCUACGGCUGCGACGAUAACGACCCCUCGUCUGUCUGGCCCGUUGGCAUCUCCUACACAACCGACCAUCUGGAAUGGGGUGCCACCUCCGGAAAAGUCUCGUUCAAAUCCUCGCCUGUAGGCCUCGAGGCGCCCACGCACCCCAAGCUCCAAGUCCACGAUGGGGCCAUCUCCCCCUUUGACGGCGCCGAUGGCGACUUGGUUUACGAGCGCACCCUCAUCAGCUGGAGUUCCCUCAGCGAUGAGGCACGGAAAGCACUGGAGGACGUCCACUACGACAAAACUGAGGUUCCCUUCAACAAUGCCAACAUACAGAACUCGCUUGAGGCCGCGUUUCAAGUUGGCUUCUAUGCUGGUUCGUCCGCGGAGCCUGAAUGCCCAACAUCAGAUGUGCCGCCGGGUGACGAUUGGAUUGACUCGCCAUCCAAGAACACUCCGAUUGACCCGCCGUCCGAUAACACUCCAGAUGAGCUGCCCUUUGAUGAGGAUGAGACUGACUCGCCAUCCAAUAACACUUCGGAUGAGACUGACUCGCCAUCCGAUAACACUUCGGAUGAGACUGACUCGCCAUCCAAUAACACUUCGGAUGAGCAGCCCUUCGAUGGCACUACGCUGCCUUCCGACGUCGAUCCGAGUGAUGAGCAUAAAGACGACGAUCCACCAGUGGUUGUUGAUCCUGACGUUCCGGGUACGAAUGAAGAGGCGAAAUAG